Molecule: messenger RNA, 1693 nt
Organism: Dromaius novaehollandiae (emu)
Lineage: Eukaryota; Metazoa; Chordata; Aves; Casuariiformes; Dromaiidae
Gene: LRRC73
Product: leucine rich repeat containing 73
Exons: 5
Coding region: 433-1221 (262 amino acids)
Molecular function (GO): protein binding
Source: RefSeq, a predicted model, not a curated record
GGGUGGCGCCGGGGCCGCGGGGCGGGCUGGGCCCGGCCCGGCCCGGCUCCCUCUGCAGGGGUCAGGCCCGGCGCGGCGCCGCGCUGCCCCGCACCGACAACCGCGCGGGCUCCGGGCGGCGCCCAUGGCUGCCCCGGGCGCCGCAGCCCGCGGCAGGGCGGCCGUCAGCUGAUCGCGGGCAGCCCGGCGGAGCCCGGUAAGGCUGCGCGGUGACGCCCCCGGGGCCGCGGGGGCUGGGCCGCCACUGCCUGGCGGCGGCGGCGGCGGCGGCGGCGCCCGCCCCGGCGCGCAGUGCAGAGCGCGGCUGCCCCGCGAUGCGUGGCGGGCGCUGAGGCGGGCGCAGGAGCGCCGCGGCCGAGCCCGGCGCCGCCGCACGCAGCCGGGGCGGCGCGGCGCGGCGCGGCGGAGCCCGCGGGGCGGCGCGGGCGGAAGAUGUUGCCGGGGUCCAUCCAGAUCUCCGGGGAGACGCUGUCGAGCGCGGAGGUGCGCGACAUCUGCGCGGGGCUGCGGGAGAACUCGGUGCGGCUGCUGUCGCUGCGCGGCUGCCGCCUCUCCGAGCGCGACUUCGGGCACGUCUGCCGCGGCGUGGCCGAGUCCCACUCCCUGGCUCAGCUCAACCUCAACCUGGGCAUCGUCUCCAACAUCAACCGCGUCAAGCAGCUGGCCGAGGCCCUGAAGACCAACCGCUCUGUCCAGUCGCUGUUCCUCCAUGGGAGUCCCCUGACGGAUGCUGGCUUGGCCCUCCUCAACCCCGCGCUCUCCAUCCAUCCCUCGCUGGUGGCUCUGGAUUUGGGAGACUGCAUGCUGGGUGACGAAGGCAUCAACCUCAUCUGUGGGCUUCUGCCGCCCGACGGGGCCAAGUCUGGAGACCAGGUAGCAGGGAUGCUCGCUGUUGCUGUGGCCUCCAGUCGAACCCUUGAAGUUCUGGACUUGGAGGGAACAGGACUUACCAACCAGUCAGCCCAGACCUUGCUGGACAUGGUAGAGAAUUAUCCCACAGCUCUACGGACGCUCAUCCUGGCAGAGAACAACAUUAGUCCUGAGCUGCAGCAGCAGAUCUCUGACCUGCUCUCAGAGGGCGAGGAAGAGGAGGAGACAGAGGCUCGUGAAGUCACAGCCAGGGAGAAGAACCCCUGGAUCUGCCAGAACAAUUCCAGCUCCCAGAUGGUUUUGAUGACAUCGGGCCUUGGUGACAGCCUCUUAGCAGAAACAGAAAUGUAGCUGGGCUACCCUGCCUGCUUCUGCCCCGAAGAGCACCAUGCAGGUGGCCUGUGCUUGUGCCACCCACGCCGAGGGAGCACAUGUGCCCCCCGCACACGUGUGCCCGCAUCCGCGAGCCCCCGGGUUCCCAUGCCGCAGGUGGGCUUGCCCUGACAGUCUUCUUGCACAUCUCACGUCCUGUUGAUGCCUCCCUCAGCUCCGUGCACCGGAGCUUGGGAGCCCGGUCCAAGUGACUCUCCACACACAUCUCUGUGUUGUCACACGCCCCAUCAGCUGCUUGUGAUUGUCCAGUCGCUGCAUGUGUAGAUCACGCUGCCGUGCCUCUUCCCCGCGUUUGGCUGUGCCCUCCCGGCCUGCAGGCUGUAUUUAUUCAGAUGUGUAUAACAGAUGUUCUUCCUAGGGCUUGUGCUGCUGUCAUGAUGAGAGUUUUAUAAAGGUCACAGAUAAGGUCACAGAUGUGGCACAGCCCACA